GUGGCGUCCUUUUGUUAGGCUCCGUUUUGUGACGGUCUUCUCUGUUUCAGAGUGCCUUUGGUCGUUCCAUUUUGGCUUCGUUUGUUGGUUUCCAGUACAUUGACAGGAAUUCAGGUGCGUUUUACGUGUGACUUGCGGUUUGUCCAGACUGCACAUUUCAACGGUCGCCGCCAUUUGAAUUUUUACCUCGAGUUGAUCGUUUUCCUGCCGUUCUCCCAUCUCAUACUCCUUCAUUAUCUUCGUCUGUUGGUUUCCUGGCAUCAAUAUCCGUGAAUUUCGCGUUUUCCGUCGAAUUCUACUUGUUUUUCACCAGAUCUGUACUAUCUGCAUUGUGACGUCACAAUCACCCCACCAAGCCAUCGACGAUCGCGAGCGUUUGACUUUGGAUUCUUUCUUUGCGCUCAACGUUUGGUUUCUGUCGUCACGUUUGACAUUGGAUUCUUUCUUUGAGCUCAACGUUUGGUUUCUGUCGUCACCCAAGACUUGCUGCUGCUGUUGCAUUCAACAUUUUCUUUCGUUGGCCUCUGUGCACAGUUUGAGGUGAAUCAUGUCUGAGUCUGGUUCUGGUUGCGUAGAGAGUGAUACCGAAGAAGAUGAUCCCCCUGACUGUAGGCGUUCUACUCAAAGUCCUAAUUCAUGUUGUCCUUUAUGUUCUCUGGUGACAAGAGACACAGUUUCGCUGUUUCAACACAUAAAUGCAAACCACAUUUGCUACAGAAAUUUCCCGGAUGUUCAGUUCUUAGAAUUCCACAACCGUCGCUUAUGUUCAGAAUGUGGCUUUGCUUAUGGUAAUCGUUUCUCAUUUUGCCGACGUUCUCUAGGUCCUGGUCGUGGUAGAUGUCGUGGUUUGAUGACCCAUCCAAGUGCAUCAUCCUGGUUGAGUCAGUGUGAAUCCACCGCUGUUAACGGUGAUAUUGGAAUUCAGAAUUCACCUGAGGUAGCUCCAACAUCAGCUUCAAGGAUUACUUCUUCAUCAGUGCCUGUAUCCUCAUCUUCUAAUUUGGUGCUCGAGGGUAUUAAAGCAGCUUCUAUGAUGUCCUAUCCAGCUGUUGGUGACAUGGAAUUGUCUGUUUUCAAUUCACUGAUGAACGAAGUUGUCACCACACCAGUUCAGACAGUUACUCAUGUCCCAAAAUCAGUUAGACCACUUCUAAGUGUGGUUUUAGCUAAAGAAUUACGGUGUGCUUGUGAGGGUGGCCUGUGGGGCUUUGCUCGCCUCUUCAUGCUGGCCAAAGCUACCCUUCGCUGUCCUCCUCGUGGUGGGAGAAAGAAAAGGUACGUUGUAAAGGAAAUUUUGUCUUCUCGCCUUCAACGUUGGUUGGAUGGAGAUAUUCUAUCACUGUGGCUGGAUGUCAAGGCUGAGACUAACCCUUGCCAUGUUUCAUUGAAUUCCUCAAAUACCGCUACCACAAAUACUCGAAGAUCAUUGAGAUUGGCUUCAGAAGGUCGAUACAGUGAUGCAUUUCAGGCUUUGGGUUCACGAGGUUGUGCCUCUCAUGACAGCAGUGAAGCUUUAGAAGAGUUGGCAAAUCGACAUCCAGUUCACGAUCUUCCUGCUUGGCUAGAGGAAGUCCCACCUUCACUAGUUGUGGACUCUCAGGAGGUUAUUUCUGCAUUGGAAGCAUUUCCCAAUGGCUCAAGUCCCGGUUAUUCUCAUCUUCGAGCACAACACUUAAUUGAUGCUAUACGAGGUUGCAAUGUUCCAGAAGCGCAGUCCUGUUUAGAAAACCUAACACGAUUGAUGUGUCUCUUGUUGUCUGGAAAACUUGAUCGCAACAUUUCUCCCUUCCUGUCUGGUGCCCCUUUGACUGCUCUCCAAAAGAAGGCUGGCGGCAUUCGGCCCAUUGCUGUUGGGGAAGUGUUGCGUCGUUUGGCUAGCCGUCUUUGCUGUUCUGCUAUAAAACCUCGCUUACCGGACGUCUUCUUACCAUAUGGUCAGGUAGGUGUUGGAAUACGAGGAGGUUUAGAGGCAAGUGUUCAUUCUCUAAGGUCAUACAUUGAAGAGAACAGUGCUAGACAUGACCUGUGCUGUUUCAAACUGGACAUGAAGAAUGCGUUCAAUGAAUGCCAUCGCAAUUCAUUCCUGAAGAGACUUGGCAGUGAAUUUCCUGAAUUGGUAGCUUGGGUACAGUGGUGCUAUCACUGUGCUGCUGAGUUGCGCUUUGGCUAUCAUCACCUUACAUCUACAGCAGGAGUCCAACAAGGCGAUCCACUGGGACCACUGCUGUUCUCCUUAGUCGUCCUAGAACUAAUGGAUGAAGUUGGAGAAGUGCCUGGCUUAGACCUAAAUUUGUGGUACCUUGACGAUGGUACUUUUGCUGGCACACGGAAAUCUGUCUCAAAGUUAAUAAACUUCAUCAUAGAGAAAGGUCCUUCCCUGGGCCUUCAUGUCAAUUUAUCAAAGUGUGAAGUGUUUUGGCCUUCAGGAGAUCGAACACAUCCAGAAUUUCCACCAGAAGUACACCGGUUGUCAGAUGGAAUGGAAUUGCUUGGUUCUCCUGUGUUUGGUUCAUCGGAUUUCUUCACUAAUUGUUUCAAGAAGCGAGUCGAUCAAGUAGCAAAUACCCAAUCUCAUCUCUCUGAUCUUGAAAAUCCACAAGUGGAACUUCAGUUGUUGAGAAGUUGCCUGUCCAUAUGUAAAAUCAACCAUUUGCUACGAUCUGUGAGACCUGGGGUUGCUACGAGCACAUUGUCUAUUUUCGAUGAAGGGUUACGCCGAUCUCUCAGCCGUAUCACAAGAUCUUCAAUUUCUGACUUUGCAUGGUCACAAGCAGUAUUGCCAAUUGGAAAAGGAGGUAUGGGUAUCCGGGAGGCCUUAUCUACUUCACCUUCCGCUUUUCUUGGCAGCUGUAACUCAAAUCGAAAGUUAGUUAAUUGCUUACUGAAACGUAACCAUCCUUCUCUUCUCACUUUGAUCAAACCCUUGCCUGGAGAAGACGAAGCACGAGGAAUCGUGCAUAACCUACUUUCAAGAAAGGAUUCACCUUCAUUAGAUUUGGUGACAGCUACACAACAUCAGAUUCAAAUUCAACUAGAUGACAUCUCAUUUUCCAACCUACUCAAUUCAGUGAGUCUCAGAGAUAGGGCUCGCUUGAAGACAUUAUCAUCUCCUCAUACUGGUGCAUGGUUGCGGGCAACUCCAAACCGUAACUUAGGCCUCACCAUGUCACCCCAUGAGUUUGUUGUAGCAGCAAGAUACUGGUUGGGUCUACCUGUGUUUCCGUUCCCACCAAACAGCAUCAGAUGUAUAUGUGGUCAUCCACUUGACCCAUAUGGAGAUCAUCUUGUUGGGUGUGGUCAUGGUCCACAUCGUCUGAAUCGACAUAAUGCUUUAUGUGAGUCUAUUUGGCAAUCACUCCUCAUUGAUUCCAAACAAGUUGUGAAAGAACAGAGAAGCUCGGGUCAAUCCAAAUGCCGCCCAGGUGAUGUCUUCCAUCCGAAUUUCUUGAAUGGACGGCCUGGAUAUUUUGACAUCACUGUAAGAAACACGUUGCAACCAUCUUACAUUGCUCGAGUUGCUGAAACAUCAGGAGUUGUUGCAGAAGCAGCAGAAAUGGGCAAGGAUGAUCGUCACCAUGCAAGAGUAUCUUUGACUGGUGGUACAUUUUAUCCGUUGGUAGUUGAAACACUUGGCCUUUGGUCACCAGACAGUCUAGAGACUUUGAAGUCUAUAUCCUCAAAAGUAUGUGCUGUGUUAGCUGUUCCCUUCUGGAAGGCUUUAAAGAAUUUGCUAGAGCAGCUUUCUGUUAGAUUAUGGAUUUAUAACGCUAGAAUGAUAUCUAGCCGCAUACUUGCGGAAGUAGCUGAAGUCCUUAGUUGGGACUUCCCUGUAUGUGAGUAGGUGUGUAAGAAAUAAAUAAAUAAAUAUAAAAAAAAAAAAAAAAAAAAAAAUAUAUAUAUAUAUAUAUAUAUAUAUAUAUAUAUA
Messenger RNA from Corticium candelabrum, 3925 nucleotides. RefSeq lists its product as uncharacterized. The coding region runs from base 548 to 3841 and encodes 1097 amino acids. The transcript has a single exon. NCBI's taxonomy places the organism in Eukaryota, Metazoa, Porifera, Homoscleromorpha, Homosclerophorida, Plakinidae. The record is from RefSeq and is a predicted model, not a curated record.